Molecule: messenger RNA, 543 nt
Organism: Camellia sinensis
Lineage: Eukaryota; Viridiplantae; Streptophyta; Magnoliopsida; Ericales; Theaceae
Source: RefSeq, a predicted model, not a curated record
AUGUAUAAAUAUGUGUCAACUCAAGGAAGUCAGAUUUGCACGAAUAGUGUGUUGGAUUACACUACUCAAUUCACAACUGAACAGGUAUUCAAAAGUAAGGAAAAAUUGCUCAAUUGGAUACGUGAAGUUGGAAAGAGAAAUGGUUUGGUCAUUGUAUUCAGAAGUAAGGAUAAAUUGCUCAAUUGGGAACGUGAAGUUGGAAAGAGAAAUGGUUUGGUCAUUGUAAUCAAAACAUCAAGAAUAACCGGUAUAAAAAAGUGUGGUUGUCCUUUUGAUAUAAGGGCUCACAGGUUUACCACACAUGAUGAAUGGACAUUGACCGUAGUAUGCGGAUUACAUAACCAUCCACCUGCGGAGCACCUUGAGGGACAUUCAUAUGCGGGGAGGCUGUCAAAGGAUGAGAAAGCAUUGUUAAUGGAUAUGUCAAAGAGCAUGAGUAAGAGAGCCAAUUCCAUUGGUAUUGAUGCUAAAGCUUGUGGAUGCCUCCUUCGCCACACUCAUGGUUUACCUUGUACCCAUGAGAUUGCUUACUACAUCAAAUAA